Vicia villosa (hairy vetch) is the source of this 1674-nucleotide messenger RNA. RefSeq names its product tubulin alpha chain-like. The transcript has 4 exons. Lineage: Eukaryota; Viridiplantae; Streptophyta; Magnoliopsida; Fabales; Fabaceae. The record is from RefSeq and is a predicted model, not a curated record. Gene Ontology annotation, cellular component: cytoplasm; microtubule. The coding region runs from base 128 to 1480 and encodes 450 amino acids. Gene Ontology annotation, molecular function: GTP binding; structural constituent of cytoskeleton. Gene Ontology annotation, biological process: mitotic cell cycle; microtubule cytoskeleton organization.
AAUCAUCCUCAUAUCAGAUCCAGAUCUAGAAGAAGGCGUCUUCAUAAACGUCUUCGCACUUUCUCUCCUUUCUCAGCGUUCCAUAUAGUUUUCUCUUUCCAUUUCCUUCGUUUUUUCAUUACCGAAAAUGAGAGAGUGCAUCUCAGUUCACAUCGGUCAGGCCGGUAUUCAGGUCGGAAAUGCUUGCUGGGAGCUUUACUGUCUCGAACACGGCAUUGGUCCUGAUGGCCAAAUGCCAAGUGACAAGACCGUUGGUGGAGGUGAUGAUGCUUUCAACACCUUCUUCAGCGAGACUGGUGCUGGAAAGCAUGUUCCCCGUGCUGUAUUUGUAGAUCUGGAGCCGACUGUUAUCGAUGAGGUGAGGACUGGAACUUAUCGCCAGCUUUUCCACCCAGAGCAGCUCAUCAGCGGCAAAGAAGAUGCCGCCAACAACUUUGCCCGUGGUCAUUAUACCAUUGGAAAAGAGAUUGUUGAUCUGUGUUUGGAUCGUAUCAGAAAGCUUGCUGACAACUGCACUGGUCUCCAAGGGUUUUUGGUUUUCAAUGCUGUUGGUGGAGGAACUGGUUCUGGUCUUGGUUCUCUGCUCCUGGAACGUCUUUCUGUUGAUUACGGAAAGAAGUCCAAGCUUGGAUUCACCGUCUACCCCUCACCUCAGGUUUCAACCUCUGUUGUUGAGCCAUACAACAGUGUCCUCUCCACCCACUCCCUCUUGGAGCACACCGAUGUUGCUGUUCUUUUGGACAAUGAAGCUAUCUACGACAUUUGCAAGCGGUCCCUCGACAUUGAGCGCCCUACCUACACCAACCUCAACCGUCUGAUCUCCCAGGUGAUUUCAUCCUUGACUGCUUCUCUAAGGUUUGAUGGUGCCCUCAAUGUCGAUGUGACUGAAUUCCAAACUAACUUGGUCCCGUAUCCUAGAAUCCAUUUCAUGCUUUCUUCAUAUGCUCCUGUUAUCUCAGCUGAGAAGGCUUAUCAUGAGCAGCUUUCGGUUGCUGAAAUUACCAACAGUGCUUUUGAGCCAUCAUCCAUGAUGGCCAAGUGUGAUCCUCGCCAUGGAAAGUACAUGGCUUGUUGUCUGAUGUACCGUGGUGACGUUGUUCCCAAAGACGUGAACGCAGCUGUUGGAAUGAUCAAAACCAAGAGGACCAUUCAGUUUGUUGAUUGGUGCCCUACUGGUUUCAAGUGUGGUAUUAACUACCAGCCACCAACUGUUGUUCCUGGAGGUGACCUUGCUAAGGUUCAGAGAGCUGUUUGCAUGAUUUCAAACUCCACCAGUGUAGCUGAAGUGUUUGGUCGCAUUGAUCACAAGUUUGAUCUCAUGUAUGCCAAACGUGCUUUUGUUCACUGGUAUGUGGGUGAGGGUAUGGAAGAAGGUGAAUUUUCCGAAGCUCGUGAGGAUCUUGCUGCUCUGGAAAAGGAUUAUGAAGAAGUUGGUGCUGAAUCUGGUGAGGGUGAUGAUGAAGAUUUGGGCGAUUACUAGAAUCUAUUUCAGAUUCUUGUUUCCAUGGUUUUUUUAUGUAUCUGUCAUCGAUGUGCGGGUGUUCUUUUGGAUGCAUUGUUUUCAUAAUCGGUUGUUUUUUAAAUAUAUGUUGUUCUAGACCUAAAGAUGUUAUCUACCUUUCAAUGACAUUAUCUCUUAAGUAAUUGGAAGCUAUUGUAUUAAAUUUUUAGAUC